GGGGAAUCGCAGAAAAGGGUUGCCUCAUUCCUCAGUUCGUAAAUUCGUGGAGAGACUGAAAGGGGAAGCGGAGUUUUGGCGUCUUCUCCAGCGAGCAUCGUGGAGCCUGGAGAGCUUGACUAUUGUGUUUCUGUUUCAAUGCUUCGCAACCCCGUUCGCUAGUUGAUUAGGGCCGAACCACAAAUAUUAUACCUGACUGGACGCCAUGGCUCUCCCAAUCGGGAAGCUUACCAUUCUCGUCGGUGCAGGUAUUGUUGGUUCAGUACUUGCCAAAGAAGGGCGAAUCCCAGAUGUCUCUAGUUUAGUCUCAGGUGCCUUUAAGAUUUUUUUGAAGGAAAAUGGAAGUAAUGAGUCUGCUUCAGCUGUUAAAAAGCCACCAAAUGAUGCUUUGAUGGCUCAGGUUAGCAGCCUUCGUCAGGAAUUGCAACUUCUUGCUAGAGAUAGAACAAUCACCAUUGUAAAUGCCAGUGGAUCAGUUUCUGGUGCAGGAAAAUAUGGUACAGUAAUUAUUAUUGUGGUGGUGGGAUAUGGCUACAUUUGGUGGAAGGGAUGGAAACUUCCUGAUUUGAUGUUUGCAACAAGGCGUAGUUUAUCUGAUGCUAGCACAAGUAUAGGCAAUCAGCUGGGGAAGGUUUAUGAAUCAAUUGAGGAGGCCAAGAAGAAGUUAUCUGCAAGAAUAAAUCGCCUGGAUAGCAGUCUAGAUGAGUGUGCUGCUCUAACUGAAAAUACAAGGGUGGAGAUCUCUGAAAUACAACGGGAAACAGAUACUAUAUGUGGGGAUUUUUCACAUGUUCGCGUUGCCGUCCGUGUUCUGGAAUCUAAAAUAAAAGAAAUAGAAGGGAAGCAGGCAUCCACAACCGACAGAGUAACUGAAUUGUGUCAAUUUGCCAUGAAAUUGGAGAAUGGCAAACCCACAGAGCGCAUUCAGGCAUCUUCCUCCAGUUCUUCCAGGCCAGCUCUUGAUUUACCACCUGUUUCACCCAGCUCCAGGGUAUUACCAUCAAGUUCUUUAAGGCUAUCUUUAGAGCAACCAUCUGUCACACCCUUAUCAAGGGACCAUGUACUUCAACAGACUGGGUCCUUGCCUCCAAAUUUGUCAACCGAUCCAAUAUCUCCCUCAUAUUCUGCGGGACGAUGCCAGGAGAGCAAUGGAAUUUCAGACGCAAUUAAUUCCCCUAGCAGUGCUGCGGGUUCUAAUGGGAUCCUUCCUAAAGAGGACAAAGCCCCUGUUGGUUCAGGUUAUGGCUUGCUUGGGCGAUUUCUUACAAGAACGCGUAGUGCUACAGAUUCAGCAUCACAAUUUACUCGUUCCAAUGCUUAAUAACCCUGGUUUUCUUCUAAGUUGGUCAAUACCAAUAUAUCCUGUAGACCAAUGGACCUUGCCCUGGGUGGAAUGUCUCCGCCAAUUGGUGAGGUUUCUCAGAGGUUUCCUAUUUAGGUUCUGCCCAUUAAGGUCUGAUAAAAAAUGACUGGGCAGUGAUUUUUGUAGAGAAUUCAUAAUUUACUGUUUUAGUUGGAUUAAAUUAAAAUCAUUAGUUAGUCGGAUACUUGUUGGUGACUUUUGGAAGAGCAACGGAAGAUUAAGUGGCCGUUGAACUGUUACAGACUCGUUUAUUCACCAUACCCAUUAUCAAUAGAGUGCAAGUUUGAACGAACUGUUUGGAGGGUUCCCCACCAUUUUGGUUAUAUAUAUUCUGAAUCUACUUUUUAGGUACGGGCUGGGAUAAACCUGCUAAAAAGUCCCAUUGUAAUGGGCAUGUGCUGUUGUUAUCUAGCAGUUAUGCAAUAAAGUAAUCCAUCUUUGGAUCCCUGUUUACUA
Molecule: messenger RNA, 1819 nt
Organism: Neltuma alba
Lineage: Eukaryota; Viridiplantae; Streptophyta; Magnoliopsida; Fabales; Fabaceae
Exons: 14
Coding region: 206-1321 (371 amino acids)
Source: RefSeq, a predicted model, not a curated record